This is a messenger RNA of Pleuronectes platessa (European plaice), 1871 nucleotides long. RefSeq lists its product as uncharacterized. Bases 88 to 828 code for a protein of 246 amino acids. The transcript has 5 exons. The record is from RefSeq and is a predicted model, not a curated record. Gene Ontology annotation, biological process: response to bacterium. Lineage: Eukaryota; Metazoa; Chordata; Actinopteri; Pleuronectiformes; Pleuronectidae.
UCAGCCUGUUCCCCGCCUCUUUACACUGAGACCACUUGUCUUUGAAACACAGUUCAGUGACGAACAUUACAGCAGUGCUGUCGCACCAUGCGCACGACAAUGAACUUCACCCUGCUGUCAGCUAUACUCUGUAUCCUCAGUUGGAUCUCUGUCUCACGUUGUGAAUUUCACGUUGUGGAGGUCCAGACCGGUGAAGAGGUCACGCUGCUGUGUACCAACUACACCAUUUCCCCCUCUUACAUAUUAUGGUUCAGACUGGAAAACGGAUCCAACACCAGCCACAUCUCCUCCAUGCUCUCCCUUGAUACAGUUGCAUCGUACUUUGAUGGGUUUGAAGAAGAAAAAUUCAACAUGACGUCCAACGUCAGUAACGUCUUUCUCCAAAUCAAACAAGUGGAUUUAUCUGACUCUGGACUCUAUAUAUGUGGCUAUAAGGUGGGCACCGACUCCAGAAAAUUCCCAGCAGUUUACAGUGUAACGUAUUUAAAGGUUAAAGAAAAGUCUGAUGAACAAGCAAAUCGGACCAUGGAGAUCCUCAUGGGCGGUCUGAUUAUCGUCCUCAUUAUAAUCAUCAUCGCUCUGGUUCUUAAAAUCUGGAAACUUCAUACAGCACAUAAAGAGGCACAGGAUCCACAAGACAGUAAGAAUGUGGGCUCUGAUGACCUGAACUACGCAGGACUGAGUUUCCUUCCAAGAGCAGAGCGGAGCAGAAGGCCUGCUAGAGAGAGAGAGCCGGAGCCUAAUGUUGUCUACGCCACCACCAAGCACUCAAGAAACCAGCUCAGAGCUCAGAGAGGAACUGAGGCGUCGCCUUCAGUCUGCUUUUGAGCUUUUGUGCCAUUUGUGGAUGGGAGCAGUUGACAUCACUGUGACAAGAUGUGAAAUGUAAUUGUGAUAUCUGUGCCACAGAAAAUCUUACUUAAACUCAAGUCUUUAUUUUCUCGUUGUGCAUGUGUAUCUUGGUGCAAAAGAAAAAAGGCAAAAGGCUGGAAAAGAUGUUGAUGACUGUCCAGAGUUUUGUAUUAGUCACGACCUCCGGCGAUGUCUGGAGAAUGGGGAUCAGACUUCCUGCAGCGUUUGCCUUUCAUACAUGAACAAAACAGCAGGAGAUUUUCCUAUCAUAUUGUAUAUCAAGCAGUAUUGUUGUAAUCAUAAUCCACGAUCAGCUGCCAUCAAGAACACGAUCCACCACCACUAUCUAAUAUCAGUAUCCCCCUUCACGAUCACGAUCCAUCACCACGAUCAGAUGCCACCAUGAUCCACAUUUUCAGUUAAAUUAAAGUGUAUUUCCACCAUCACCUAGGUGGAAGUCUGCAGUCUGGUGAAACAUUACUCGUUUGACAGGGAGCGACAGAGCAGUCAAGGGUUAGGGUCAAAGGUUUGUCUGACUCUGACUAGUUCACUGCUGCAGAGUCGUUUCAGAAACAUAUCAGCUGCUGCGUCAAUAUUGCUGCCAUUUGCUUCAGCCCCUCCAUCAACCCAGCAUCCACCUGUAGGCUCCUAUGAGGGUUAUGAGUGUUUGUUCAUCACUUCCAUCAUAUUUAUGUAAUCAUAUCUGGGGGAGUGAUUAAGUUGGAGCCUAUAGACACCAAACAAUGACCUGUUCUAUUGCUGCAAUAAAUAUUUGAAAGCGAGAUGUCUGACAGAACUUUAUUUAAUUACUUGCGUGUCUAAGACAUUGCACAUCUUCCACAACUACAGGAAGACUGGUCUUCAACUCGAUGCACCAUAACCACAAACAAUGCCUUGGUGUUUCCAUUCAGUGACAUCAAGGGCCCCACCACAUCAGCGUUCUAAUUCAGUGAGCUUAGCUUAACUUCUGAUCUUAUAUUGGCUUAAUUUACAACACGAGUCUCAACAGUUUAGGUUUU